CUACCGAGGGAGGUGAGGGGCGGGCCGGGCGGGUGUCCGAGGCGGCGGCGGCGGCGGCGGCAUGGCAGGGCGGCGGGUGAACGUGAACGUGGGCGUGCUGGGUCACAUCGACAGCGGCAAGACGGCGCUGGCGCGGGCGCUAAGCACCACAGCCUCCACCGCCGCCUUUGACAAGCAGCCGCAGAGCCGCGAGCGCGGCAUCACGCUCGAUCUGGGCUUCUCGUGCUUCUCGGUGCCGCUGCCCGCGCGCCUGCGGUCGUCUUUGCCCGAGUUCCAGGCAGCGCCCGAGGCCGAGCCCGAGCCCGGCGAGCCACUGCUUCAGGUCACGCUGGUCGACUGCCCCGGGCACGCCUCCCUCAUCCGGACCAUCAUCGGCGGGGCCCAGAUCAUUGAUCUGAUGAUGCUGGUCAUCGAUGUGACCAAGGGGAUGCAGACCCAGUCAGCGGAAUGCCUUGUGAUCGGCCAGAUUGCCUGCCAGAAGCUGGUCGUGGUGCUGAACAAAAUAGACCUCUUAGCUGAAGGAAAGAGACAGGCAGCAAUUGAUAAAAUGACCAAGAAAAUGCAGAAGACCCUAGAGAACACCAAGUUCCGAGGUGCACCGAUUAUACCCGUGGCGGCCAAGCCAGGGGGACCAGAAGCCCCCGAAACUGAAGCUCCACAGGGCAUUCCAGAGCUCAUUGAGCUCCUGACGUCCCAGAUUUCCAUCCCAACGAGAGACCCCUCGGGACCGUUCCUCAUGUCUGUGGACCACUGUUUCUCCAUCAAAGGCCAAGGCACUGUGAUGACAGGGACCAUCCUUUCAGGCUCCAUCAGCCUCGGUGACAGUGUGGAGAUCCCUGCCCUCAAGGUGGUAAAGAAGGUGAAGUCCAUGCAGAUGUUCCACAUGCCCAUCACUUCAGCCAUGCAAGGAGAUCGGCUGGGCAUCUGCGUCACCCAGUUUGACCCUAAGCUGCUGGAGCGCGGGUUGGUGUGUGCCCCCGAGUCCCUGCACACUGUCCAUGCGGCCCUCAUCUCUGUGGAAAAGAUACCGUAUUUCCGGGGGCCCCUGCAAACCAAGGCCAAGUUCCACAUUACAGUGGGCCAUGAAACAGUCAUGGGCCGGUUGAUGUUCUUCAGCCCUGCUCUGGAUAAUUUUGACCAGGAGCCUAUACUGGACUCCUUCGACUUCUCUCAAGAAUACCUCUUCCAGGAGCAGUACCUGUCCAAGGAUUUGACACCAGCAGUGACAGACAGUGAUGAGGCUGACAAGAAGGCUGGCCAGGCCACAGAGGGCCAUUGUCCUCGGCAGCAGUGGGCCCUGGUGGAGUUUGAGAAGCCCGUCACCUGCCCUCGGCUGUGCCUGGUGAUUGGCUCCAGGCUAGAUGUGGACAUUCACACCAACACGUGCCGGCUAGCCUUCCAUGGCAUCCUGCUCCACGGGCUAGAGGACAGGAACUACGCCGACAGCUUCCUGCCCAGGCUGAAGGUGUACAAGCUGAAGCACAAGCAUGGCCUCGUGGAGCGGGCUAUGGAUGACUACAGUGUGAUCGGCCGCUCCCUGUUCAAAAAGGAGACCAACAUCCAGCUCUUCGUGGGGCUCAAGGUGCACCUGUCCACUGGGGAACUGGGCAUCAUCAACAGUGCCUUCGGCCAGAGCGGCAAGUUCAAGAUCCACAUCCCAGGGAGGGAGACAGCCUUGAAACCAGACCCAGAGAUGAGUGAAGCACCACAGUUGGUGCUGUGGCCCCAUUGCCUGCCUGGCCAUAUCACUGGCUCCAUCAGGCCUCCAAAGAAGCCAGCUCUACAAUAAGACUCCCUUUUCCUGUCACCCAUUUCAUCUGGAAUGCCAAGCAGUUCUUCACUGGUGAUGCAUGCUGACUCCAUCUCAGGUUAAGGCUCUGCUGAAAAGCUGCCUCCUGCGAUCACUUGCCUAAUGGUUCUUCCUCCCACCACCCACUGGGAGAGUCGUGCCUCAGGACUUCCAUGGGGCCAGCCACAUGGCCUGAUGCCCUUGGGCUGGGCCAGGAUGGUACUGCCACAGCCUAGAUCCUGGGUAUAGCCCCUUGCACAAGGUCAGCUGGAGUGUGUCCUGUCUCCAGCUACAGCCGGUCACAGCAGAUGAUGGUUGCAUUUGGCACAGAAGUACAGUCCACAGGCUGGGUACGGUGGCUCACACAUGUAAUCCCUACACUUGGGGAGGCUGAGGCAAGCGGAUCACCUGAGGUCAGUAGUUGGAGACCAGACUGGCCAAUGUGGCAAAACCCCAUCUCUAAUAAAAAUUUUAAAAUUAGUUGGGCAUAGUGGUUACACGCCUGUAGUCCCAGCUACUCGGGAGGCUGAGGCAGGAGAAUUGCUUGAACCUGGGAGAUGGAGGUUACAGUGAGCCAGGAGAUUGCGCCACUGCACUCCAGCCUGGGUGACAGAGCGAGACUCCAUCUCCAAAAAACAAAAAACAAAAAAAGAAGUACAGUCCACAACACAAACAAGAAAUGAAGUUUUCUGUGUUUUAAGAAAGAGGAGUUUUAAAAAACAAUAAACAACAAUGACAACUGCGCAUGUUAAAAUCACUCCCUGGAUGUGGUAGCUCAGCCGAGAGCCUUGCUGGUCAGGGCCACCUUCCCGGAAGCUUUCUCACUGUUGCUAAUCCUUCUGAAAGGCCUGGGUCAGCUCACUGCCUUUGGAGCCCUCGGUUUUCAUCUGAUAAAAUGGGGGUAACAAUCCUGUCUUGAAGGACUGUGAGGAGUAAACCAGUGUGCAAGGAUGCCCAGCAUGUUGCAGGCGCUGGGAGUGGGCUGCCAGCCCCUUCCCUCAUCUGCCUGCACCGCGUGAGCCUGACACAUUCCAGAGUCCAGGCCUGAAAACCCAAGGGGAUGGGCCCGCUGGACUCCACGCCCGUAUUGCUGGGCUGUAGCACAGCCACGGUGGCAUUACCACUUCCAGUUUUUCAAGAAAGCCUGGAUAUCUGUACUUUUACAUGAAAUCUUCCCAUUCUCAGUUGAGCUACAAUGUGUGGUCUCUGUGUUGGCACCAGGUCCUUAAUGUGACAUCUCUUCCUCCUGCUGCAGCCUUCAAGAGGAGGCCAUCACCCUGUUUCUCCCAAAGGCACUGUGAGGCUCAGAGGAGCUAGAUGACUGGCCCACCAGACCCUGGAGUCCCCGAUGGAAGUGGACAUCACCCAUGGUUCCACUUAGCUGGGAGGCUUCUGGAAACUCAGUAUAGAGCAAAAGUGAAAACGCAUCCUGGUGCCAAAGGGACGGGACACGAUGAGCCCUGAGGUUGUGGGUAUUGUUAUGUUCCCAUAAAUAACAGGCCCUCAGACAAUGGGCUGUGAGGCUGUGUGUUCCUCUGGGGUUUGAAAUGAAACUGGUUUUCUUCUCGUUUAAAAUGUGCUGUCUCCAACCAUCCAGCUGCGACUAGAGGCUCUGUUUGGAGCAGAUUCUGGGGCAACCCCAAUAACCUGUCCUUGGGAUUUCAUUAGCACCACCAGCCAGCUGCCUGGAAAGUAGCCCCUGCCAGGACCAAAUUAACUUUUACUGAGAGACAUUGGCAGGGCUGGUAUUGUGCACACUUGGCAUUUUCAGCCCACACUGGGAUGUGGGAAGCAGGGUACCUUCAAAGAACAAGAGCUUUGGAGGCAGCCAGACCUGUGUUGGAAUCCUGGCUAGAAUGCUACCCUUUCUGAAUCCCAGUUUCCUCAUCAGUAAGAUGGGUUAUCUUGAGGAUUUUCCCUCCCAGCUUUUUAAAUAAUUUCAAACAUACUGAAGAGUGGAAAGCUUAUUGAGCAGUGUUGCUCCCUUGGCUUCAACAAUUGCUCUGUGUUGUCUUGUCUGCUUUGUGUGUGCGCUGAGCCGGCUAAGGGUUCCUCCUGGUGCUGCUGCUGUGCCUGCACCCUCAGCACAUGUCCCCGAGGAACAAGGACAUUCUCCUGCAGAACCACAACACAGUUACCACUGGAGAAAUGUGACAUUGAUGCCACGUUGUCUAGGAUACAGUCCAUUUUCAGAUUCCCCACUGUCCCAAUAGUGUCUUAGGAAGUUUUCCAUGAUUGGGGAGUCAGUGAAAGGUGGCACCUGCGCUCAGUGCUGUCACCAAAAGUUUUACAACACUGAUGUUUUUGAAGAGCCCA
Messenger RNA from Pongo pygmaeus (Bornean orangutan), 4105 nucleotides. RefSeq names its product eukaryotic elongation factor, selenocysteine-tRNA specific (gene EEFSEC). Gene Ontology annotation, molecular function: GTP binding; GTPase activity; translation elongation factor activity. Bases 62 to 1789 code for a protein of 575 amino acids. Gene Ontology annotation, biological process: selenocysteine incorporation. The transcript is spliced from 7 exons. The record is from RefSeq and is a predicted model, not a curated record. NCBI's taxonomy places the organism in Eukaryota, Metazoa, Chordata, Mammalia, Primates, Hominidae.